UGCGCCACCGCACCGCACGCGGCCUGCGCCUCGCGCCACCGAGAACGUGCUCCGCGUGAUGGCUUUCGCACCUGGGAGACGUGAGUCAGCAGCAGCCUUUUGAUCAGUGUCUCCCCCUCGGACUGCUACAGCGUUCCUUCGCACACCCGUCCUGUGGGAAACCCUCACGUUCAGGAGCAGCAACGUUAAGCAACAGGAAGGGCAGCUGUCUUUGAAGAGAAAAUGAAAGCCUUCAGUUUAUAUUGUUUUACUGCAGUGAAGCAUUUGGUCCUUAAUUGCAGUGCCCCCCAACCCCCCCUUUGAAGAUUGUGUAUCACUUCUUCUUCUUAUACAUCUAAAAAGUCCAAUUCUGACCAUCAGUCCAUGAUAAAUUCUCAAAUGACGUGUUAAUUACCUGUUGCUUAUCUUGGGAAAUAUGCCACACACAGAUACACGCCCUAUGAGUUAUUGACAUGUCGUCCAUUGUUGUGCUGGGAGUCCCCCCGGUCAGAGUGUGGGAACCCCAGCCCUGCCUGAGCCACAUGGCUUUGUUAUGCUAAUCUCCCAGUAUAAAUUGAGGAGUGGCUCCUCCAGAGACAUCAGAGCUUACAGUGCCGUCCAGAAGUAGCUGCUCACUUCACCUGCACAGACAUGGCUCCCUGCUCCACCAACUACUCCUCUAUUCACCACAUCAGGAUCUCUGAGAGAGACAACAUCAAAUUGAGAAAACCUAUUGUGGAGAAAAUGCGCAGAGACCGCAUCAACAGCUGCAUCGAGCAGCUCAAGAUCAUCCUGGAGAAAGAGUUCCACAAGCAGGAGCCCAACUCCAAGCUGGAGAAAGCCGACAUCCUGGAGAUGACCGUGAGCUUCCUGAGGCAGCAGUUGCAGCCGGGCCUCUGUCGGAGCGACUAUAGCCAAGGCUACUCUCACUGCUGGAGGGACUCUCUGCACUUCCUCUCUGCCGGCUCCAGCAAAGAGGCCUCUUUCACCUCUCCGCAGGGCCUCCAGCAGAAGGAGCGGCACGAGCAGCCGCUCCAUCAGGCCCAGAGAGGCAGCAGCUUCUCGCCAGUCUGCUCCACCCUCAGGCCCACCACGCUGCAGGACAGCAGCAGCAGCAGCAGCAGAGGCCCCGUGUGGAGGCCUUGGUAG
Xiphias gladius (swordfish) is the source of this 1128-nucleotide messenger RNA. Its product is annotated as transcription factor HES-5-like. NCBI's taxonomy places the organism in Eukaryota, Metazoa, Chordata, Actinopteri, Istiophoriformes, Xiphiidae. The transcript has 3 exons. Gene Ontology annotation, cellular component: nucleus. The coding region runs from base 631 to 1128 and encodes 165 amino acids. The record is from RefSeq and is a predicted model, not a curated record. Gene Ontology annotation, biological process: regulation of neurogenesis; regulation of transcription by RNA polymerase II; anterior/posterior pattern specification. Gene Ontology annotation, molecular function: RNA polymerase II cis-regulatory region sequence-specific DNA binding; DNA-binding transcription factor activity, RNA polymerase II-specific; protein dimerization activity.